Messenger RNA from Ixodes scapularis (black-legged tick), 732 nucleotides. RefSeq names its product ATP-binding cassette sub-family C member 3-like. Gene Ontology annotation, biological process: transmembrane transport. The transcript has 4 exons. Gene Ontology annotation, cellular component: membrane. The record is from RefSeq and is a predicted model, not a curated record. Gene Ontology annotation, molecular function: ATP binding; ABC-type transporter activity. Bases 1 to 732 code for a protein of 243 amino acids. NCBI's taxonomy places the organism in Eukaryota, Metazoa, Arthropoda, Arachnida, Ixodida, Ixodidae.
AUGGUACUCCGCAGGGUGAUGAUUCAGUUUGUCGGCGGGAACGAGCCCUACUGGAAAGGCUACAGCUGCGCCCUCUUGCUGGCCGCCUCCAGCAUAGCUGCGAACCUCCUCUACUCCCAGAUCUACUACUUCUCGGUUCGCCUGGCGCUCAGCGUCAAAACCACGCUCAUCGCCUGCCUCUACAGGAAGGUGCUGACCGCUUGGAGUACUGGCGGGGACCAGAUGACCGCCGGAGAAGUGAUCAACAGCAUCACAUUGGACACAGACAAGGUGGCCCAGACGUUCGUCGUCGUCGGCGAUAUGUGGGGUGCACCCCUGCGUCUGCUGUUUACCAUGGCGAUGCUUUGGCAGUACUUAGGACCCUCCAGCCUCGUCGCCAUUCUUGUGGUGGUGAUUGUGCUGAUCGCGUCAUUCGCCCUCGCGCGCCGAGUGCAGGCGGUUCAGACCGAUCAGAUGGCGACCAAGGAUCUUCGCAUCAAACAUGUCAAUGAACUUCUCAGCGGGAUUAAGAUAUUGAAGCUGAACGCCUGGGAGCGGCCGUUCGAAGAACGCGUCGUCAACUCCCGCAAGAAGGAAGUCCAGAUGCUGCACAACAUCGUCCACUUGUACAGCGUCAUGAACUUUGUCUGGAACUGCAUCUCCUUCCUCGUGCGUAAAUUGUUUUAUAAAACUAAACUCAUAUUUGCGAGAAACCAAAACGGUCGUGACAUGGCGAUUCUUGCGCGGUUCUAG